GAAUGUGAAAAACAGAGCUAACCAUCAGUAGAGCAGCGAAGAACUGCCGCCAAGUGAAGAAGGAAAGUAUCAAAUCAAAUGGCGACGGAGCUAGAAGAAUUGAUUGGGUUUCUCUCAGCCCCUUCUCCUCCAGUGAAAAAAAUAGCGGUUGAUAUUGUUCGUGAUUAUACUGGUUCUGAGGAUGGCUUGGAAUCUCUUGGCAAGUAUUCUAACGUCGUGCUUCCCUCUCUGUCUCGCCUUCUUGGUGAAAAAAAGGUGGUUUCUGAACCUGCGGCUCAAGCACUGGUAAAUCUGUCACAAAAGCCAGAGUUGGCAGGUAAGAUGGUUGAGAUGCAUAUGGUUAGGACAUCGAUGGAGACCUUGUACAAGCAAGAUUGUGAAAUCACAAGUCUGCUGAUUAUGCUCCUUGUUAAUCUCACACAGCUGGAUGCUGGUAUUGAUUCUUUGCUUCAGUCUGCAGAUGAGAAGAUGCAUGGCUUAUAUGUCAUGAAACUUGUGAGAUCAUUUUGUUCGUCCUCCUGUGAGGGAAAAGUUGAUCCCUUUGAACAUGUGGCUUCUAUACUUGUCAACAUUUCUAAGAAGGAAGAUGGGAGAAAGCUUCUGCUUGAUCAAAAACGAUGCCUACUAAAGCAAAUAGUCCGGAAUGAUUCUAAGAGCUUGUUGCGAAAGAGAGGGGUCGCAGGAACCAUCCGCAACUGCUGCUUUGAAGCGGAGAAUCAGCUGCAAAAUUUGCUUCUGAUUUCUGAAUUCUUAUGGCCAGCUCUGCUCCUGCCUGUUGCUGGAAAUAAGGUCUAUAGUGAGGAAGACACUCGGAAAAUGCCACUAGAGCUUGCAAGUGCACUCUCAAUUGAACGAGAACCCGUUACUGAUCCUGAAAUUCGUGUACAGGCGCUAGAGGCUAUUUAUUUGCUCAUAUUACAGGAAGCAGGCAGAAGAGCAUUUUGGUCAGUGAAUGGUCCCCGGAUAUUGCAAGUGGGCUAUGCAGACGAGGAUGAUCCUAAAGCAAUGGAAGCAUAUGAGCGAGCUGGCUCCUUGCUGAUUCAAGAGAGUGGCCUCGAUGAAGAAUUAACAGAGACAUCUUCGUAGACAUCCUCCUUUCUUGCUUGUUUUGAUACUGCGAUAGCAACGAGUUCUGACAAUCAAUCAGACAAACUGCAGGUUGCUUAGAGUAUUCAAGCACUAUAGAAGUGGGAAGGUCCCAAGUGUACUUUGAAUUAUUAUAUUUUUUCGGUUUCUUGUAGCGGGGUUGGUUAUGAUCCUCUGAAAGGUUGUUAUGUCAAGGACUCGGGUGAUGUAUCGGAGGUUAGUAUUAUAUAUACAAGGCAGCUUUUACUGCUGAAG
Molecule: messenger RNA, 1341 nt
Organism: Solanum verrucosum
Lineage: Eukaryota; Viridiplantae; Streptophyta; Magnoliopsida; Solanales; Solanaceae
Exons: 9
Coding region: 79-1086 (335 amino acids)
Source: RefSeq, a predicted model, not a curated record